GGGAAAGGAGGAGUAGAAGCAUCGGGUGCAUCUCGUCUCCGCGUCCCGCUGCCAUUCCUUCCUUCCUUCCUUCCUUCCUCUGCUCUGGCCUUCUUCCUCCUUCCCCAAGGCGAGAAUCCGCGGCGGAUUGACCCGAUUUCGAUCCCGUCUCCAGAUUUCCCCUCCACCUCCACCUCCAGACACCCACCGCAAUCCGCUCCCCCUCAACGUGCGCGCUCGCGCGCUCCCACUCGCCCCCAUCCUUAUUAAUUCCCCUUCCCUUCCCCACCUCUAAACCUCCUCCUCCCCUCUUCCUCCCCGGCCUCGGCCUCGUCCCCGUCCCCGUCCCGCAACGCCGCCGCAUUGCUCGGCCGCGGCGUCGAUCUAGACUCUCUAGAGGCGUCUGCAUUUCUGUGUCUUCUUGUUCGGUUCGAUUUGGCUUGGUGCUCGAUCCGAGGGGCGGGGGAGAAAUGUGGGUGGCGGAGCGGGUGCUGGGGGAGCGCCGGAUGCGGGAGAUCCAGCGCUUCACCCGGAACGCCAAGCUCACCGUCGUCUGCCUCAUGCUCACCAUCCUCGUGCUCCGCGGCACCGUCGGGGCGGGCAAGUUCGGCACGCCGCAGCAGGACCUCACCGAGCUGCGCCACCGCUUCAUCUCCCACCCGCAGCGCGCGCUCUCCGAGCACCACGACGCCCGCUCCAAGGCCUCCGACGCCCAGGCCCAGGCCGCCCAGGCCUCCGCGGGGAAGGCCGCCGCCCGGGACGACGAGCCGGAGCCGCAGCCCAGGUCGCUCCGGGACCCGCCCUACACGCUCGGCCCCAAGAUCUCCGACUGGGACGAGCAGCGGGCCGCAUGGAACCGCCGCCACCCGGAGACCCCGCCCUUCCUCAACGACGUCAAGCCGCGGGUCAUGCUCGUCACGGGGUCCUCGCCCAAGCCCUGCGAGAACCCCGUCGGCGACCACUACCUCCUCAAGUCCAUCAAGAACAAGAUCGACUACUGCCGCAUCCACGGCCUCGAGAUCUUCUACAACAUGGCGCUGCUCGACGCCGAGCUCGCCGGCUUCUGGGCCAAGCUCCCGCUCCUCCGCGCGCUCCUCCUCGCUCACCCGGAGGUCGAGUUCUUCUGGUGGAUGGACUCCGACGCCAUGUUCACCGACAUGGCCUUCGAGCUGCCGUGGGAGCGCUACGGCCCCUACAACUUCAUCCUGCACGGCUGGGACGAGAUGGUCUACGACGACAAGAACUGGAUUGGUCUCAACACCGGCAGCUUCUUGCUGCGCAACUGCCAAUGGUCGCUCGAUUACCUCGACACCUGGGCGCCCAUGGGGCCGAAGGGCCCUGUUCGUAUUGAGGCUGGGAAGGUGCUCACCAAGUACCUCAAGGACCGACCGGUCUUUGAAGCCGACGAUCAGUCCGCCAUGGUGUAUAUCCUCGCUACCCAGCGUGAGAAAUGGGGUAACAAGGUGUAUCUCGAGAAUGGCUACUACCUCCAUGGCUAUUGGGGCAUCUUGGUGGACAGGUACGAGGAGAUGCUUGAGAAUUACCAGCCGGGGCUCGGCGAUCAUCGGUGGCCACUGGUCACUCACUUUGUCGGGUGCAAGCCAUGCUCCAAGUUUGGGGAUUACCCUGUUGAGCGGUGCCUCAAGCAGAUGGACCGGGCCUUCAAUUUCGGGGAUAACCAGGUGUUGCACAUGUAUGGGUUUGAGCACAAGUCUCUUGCGAGCAGGAGGAUCAAGAGGAUCAGGAAUGAGACCAGUGACCCUCUUGAUAUGAAGGAUGAUUACGGGUUGCUCCACCCAGCGUUCAAGGCCCUCAAGACUUCUACAUGAUAACUAUAGUACACUACUUCCACGUUUAUUUUGUUCGUUCGUUCUAGAUUCUCUUGGAUCAAAAUCCUAUAAUUCUUCUUUUUGUAGACUCAGGGUAACAAGGAAAUCUGGUUUUGGUAUCAGGGGACGGAUAUCUAUGUUGUACUGUGAAAUGUUAGAGAAUGAAGUUAUGUUGUUGAUGGCACAA
Messenger RNA from Triticum aestivum (bread wheat), 1995 nucleotides. RefSeq names its product probable xyloglucan 6-xylosyltransferase 1. Bases 450 to 1808 code for a protein of 452 amino acids. Gene Ontology annotation, biological process: xyloglucan biosynthetic process. Gene Ontology annotation, molecular function: xyloglucan 6-xylosyltransferase activity; hexosyltransferase activity; UDP-xylosyltransferase activity. Lineage: Eukaryota; Viridiplantae; Streptophyta; Magnoliopsida; Poales; Poaceae. The transcript has a single exon. Gene Ontology annotation, cellular component: membrane; endosome; trans-Golgi network. The record is from RefSeq and is a predicted model, not a curated record.